GUGUUGUUGAUAAUUUCCAAAUGAGGAUAAUUUUUUAAAAUAAUAUAAUAUAAAAAAAUAAACGUGUCCAUUGUAUACUUUUUAAAUUAUCAGUUGCUUAAUAAUUAAAUAUAAGUUAUUGACGACUGCUCCGUAACUUUGAAUAAUGGAUUUUUGUUGUUCUUACAAUUGUACAUCUCCAAUCAGUGGACCGUCACCGCCAGUAUUUAGUCAGUUAAUUCAGACACUCAUUGCAGCGCAAUGUAGUCUUGGUAAAAUAGACGAUUAUCCUCCGGAUCGAACAUCUGAGAUUAUGGCAAAUCCUGAAGAAUCAUUCGAUUUUAUAAUUGUCGGUGGUGGAUCAGCUGGUUCGGUUUUGGCUGCACGAUUAUCUGAGCAGUCUGAUUGGAAAGUAUUACUAAUAGAAGCUGGAACUUAUCCUUCAGCGAAAAGUGACGUACCAGCUUUAUUUUUAGAACUGCAAGAAACUUCGGAAGAUUUUGCAUAUCAAGUUGAACCACAGAGUGACUUCUGCUUGGGAAUGAAAAAUAAACGUUGCAAAUGGUCAAAAGGGAAAGUUCUUGGGGGGAGCUCUACUAUUAAUGCUAUGCUAUAUAUUUAUGGAAACAAAGGAGACUUUGAUUCAUGGGCGGCAGAAGGCAAUGAAGGUUGGGGUUAUGAGGACGUUCUUCCUUAUUUUAAGAAAUCUGUUAAUUAUCCGCAUGAAGUAAUCCAGAAACAUGGGGACAAAUAUUACGGAAGUGAAGGUCCUGUGAAUGUACGCUCUUAUAAUUAUACAGAGUCUAAUAUUCAAGAAAUUUUUUUACAAGCCGCUGCAGAAAAAAAUAUACCGAUUUUGGACGCUUUUAAUGCGGAUCGUUUCAUAGGUUUUGGUAGAGCACAUGGAACACUUGAUAAGGGUCACCGUAAUAGUGCAGCAAAAGCUUUUCUAUCUCCGAUAAAAAACAGAGCAAAUCUUUUUGUCAUGACUUCUACCAGAGCUGAUCAAAUUUUGAUAAAUGACCACCGAGCUAAUGGCAUACGAGUUACACUUGAAGAUGGCAGGACAGUUGAUUUGAAAGCAUCGAAAGAAGUUAUUGUUUCUGCUGGAUCUAUAGCAUCUCCACAAUUAUUGAUGUUAUCUGGUAUCGGACCUAAAAAAGAUCUAGAGGAGUUGGGUAUCGAGUGCAAAGCUGAUUUACCAGUUGGUGAAAAUCUUCAAGAUCAUCUUAUUUGGCUGGGAAUCCAAUUAGAAUUUAGAAAUGAUUCAUAUCAAGAAAAUAUUACUGCUAGUUAUCUUAAUGAUGCGUACAAUUAUCUAGCUCACAAUAAGGGCGGGUUUGCAGGGAUAGGCGGAAUAGAUCUACUUGGCUUCGUUAACCUCGAUGAUCCAUUAUCACCAUAUCCAGACAUUCAAUUUCAUAAUGUGUUCAUACCACAAGGCCAUGCCACUGUAAUGGAAACUUUGUUAAAAGCGAUGGGGUUAGCACAAGAUUUGAGAAAUGAUCUUAUAAACUUAUCUAAAGAUAUCAACACCAUUUUCAUGUGUCCUACUUUAUUGAAGCCUAAAAGCAUUGGUGAAGUGAAACUACGAAGCAAGUCACCAAGCGACCCCGUUAAAAUUUAUACUAAUUAUCUGAUAGAUGAAAGAGACAAACAAAAACUGCUCAAAGCCGUUGAUUUUGUCAAAGACUUUGUGGAUACUGAAGCUUUUAAAAAACUCGGCGCUAGUUUACGAAGUUUUAUAAUACCUGACUGCAAAAAUUUUCAGUAUGACAGCUUACAAUACUGGGAAUGCAAUCUGAAACACAUGUCAGGUACAAUCUAUCACCCAGUUGGAACUGUACGCAUGGGAAUCCCCGAGAAUCCUAAAUCUGUCGUUAAUUCUAAAUUGAAAGUUAUUGGGAUCGAUAAACUUCGGGUGAUAGAUGCUUCAAUUAUGCCGGAUAUCACCAGCGGUAACACAAAUGCUCCGACACUGAUGAUAGCAGAAAAAGGUGCCGAUUUAAUUAAAGAAUAUUGGCGCAACGAAAAUAAUUUUUAAAUCUUAACAAAAUUUUUUUGUGAUUUAUUACGAAUAAAAAGUUCAUUAUAAUUUAUUUUUAUUGUUGUCUAAUGUCCGGUUUGGAAAAUUGUACGUAGCAAAAACAUGUACGAACGAAAAAAUAAAUUUUUUUAC
Messenger RNA from Microplitis mediator, 2158 nucleotides. Its product is annotated as glucose dehydrogenase [FAD, quinone]-like. The transcript has 2 exons. Bases 146 to 2023 code for a protein of 625 amino acids. NCBI's taxonomy places the organism in Eukaryota, Metazoa, Arthropoda, Insecta, Hymenoptera, Braconidae. Gene Ontology annotation, molecular function: flavin adenine dinucleotide binding; ecdysone oxidase activity. The record is from RefSeq and is a predicted model, not a curated record.